UGACGUGAUGUUGUAUAAUUGACCUUAAGCGGCACCCCCAUCCUUGAUUUCUCAUUCUCUCAUCCGCUUAUCCCUCUCUGAUCACAAAAUCAAAAUGGCGUUUACAGAGUCAGAAUUCUUCUCUCAUCUACCAGGGGAUACCCCAUCGCGAGCAGCAAUACGACCUCACGCCAUAAGCAAUUCCCUCGAGAAGAACUUUCACCCAAACGGAGACCCCAAAUCUGCCUACGUCAUCUUCACCUCUGUCCCUCCAGAGACAAUCCAAAGACUAAUCCAUUAUCCUCACCAGUACAUCAUCCUAUCCAAGCGCCUCUUCUACAAUGAGGAUCUACGCACGCUCAUCGUCAAAAUGCCCUGGCGCGCGCACAUCACUGCUAUCGAGGAGUUCAAGUCGCUCAUACAUCGGAAUCUAUUUCACAAUCCUGCUCGUCAUGGUCUUUCGAUGCUCGGUCAUACGACCUACGAGAUACCCCCAUUCGCCAAAGAGGCAGACGACUCAUAUGCCCCAAGAAGAGUGUUGGAGGAAUGGCCGACGAUGGUCAUCGAGGUCGGCCGUUCUGACUGUCUAGAUCGUCUACGGUUCGAGGCAAACUGGUGGCUUGUGAGGUCGGAUGGAGUGGUGCGGAUCGCAAUAAUCAUCGUUGUCAAUCAUGACCAUCCUGAGAUUGUCUUUGAGAUGUGGCAGCGUCCUGCCAGCCAGCCCGAGCAUUCGCAUGCCUUGCGAAGCUUGACGCCACAGGUGACGAAAACCCAGGAAGUCAGAAUAUCACGCUGUGGAAACGACACUGUCACCGUGGGUGCGCCGUUGACUAUCCGAUUAGAAGAUGUCCUGCUCAGAGCUCCACCUGGGGAUGAGCGCGGUUUUGUGUUUACGGCAGAAAAGCUGGAGUACGUUGCUCAUUUUGUUUGGGAAACACAAGGCUUCAUCCCCUUGUCUGAUAUCAAUCUGCAGGGUGAAUAAUAGAAACUGUUCAAUAUGAUAUUGCUAUCUUCUAGACUAAUGUACUGCAAUAUCGCAUCUUCUCGCCUUCAAGGCAGCUUUCGCCAUCCCAUCAGCAACACCGUUCCUUUAUGGAAAAUGCCAAAAAUUGACAAGCACCCACCUUUCUCCGGAUUUCUCAACAAGUUCUUCGAUCAACAGGAAGAAUGUCAGGUUGGCUACGAGUGAUC
This is a messenger RNA of Aspergillus wentii DTO 134E9, 1170 nucleotides long. RefSeq lists its product as uncharacterized. The record is from RefSeq and is a predicted model, not a curated record. The transcript has a single exon. NCBI's taxonomy places the organism in Eukaryota, Fungi, Ascomycota, Eurotiomycetes, Eurotiales, Aspergillaceae. Bases 95 to 961 code for a protein of 288 amino acids.